Microtus ochrogaster (prairie vole) is the source of this 1212-nucleotide messenger RNA. Its product is annotated as serine/arginine repetitive matrix protein 1-like. NCBI's taxonomy places the organism in Eukaryota, Metazoa, Chordata, Mammalia, Rodentia, Cricetidae. The transcript is spliced from 2 exons. The coding region runs from base 1 to 987 and encodes 328 amino acids. The record is from RefSeq and is a predicted model, not a curated record.
AUGUUUCAAAGUACAGACGCCUGCAGCGAGAAACGCCCGAGCCGGGCGAGGUGGCGGGGAGCGAGAGUCCAGGGGCGGGCAGGGGCGCGGUGGGCAGGGCUGGUCCCCGACCCGACCCCCGAGGAGCGCGGUGGCGCACAGGUGGGUCCCCGCCGCCCUCGCCGCCGCGUUCCCGCUCGCCCCUCUGCUCUCCGUGGCAUCUUAUAUAAUAGCCCGAGCCGAUCCAAACGGAAGCGGGGCGCGCGCCGCCGGGCAGAGGUGCUCAAGCCCCGAGCCCCAAGGGCUUCCCACGCAGCUCCUACGAGACGGGGGAAAGGCCCGAGCGCCUGCCCCACGCGUCCCCUCGCGAAGGCGCUCGGUUGUGGUCGGUCCCCUUCAGGAAGCCGCGAGCGUCACCAACUGCGUCAGCUUCUUCAAACACCGUGCCCUGUCUCUCUCCAGCCCCGGAGCCGCCACCGUGGGGCCAGGGCCGCGGGCCGCGCUGGCAGGCGCGUCUCGGGGGACGAUAAAGUUCCCGGGGACCCUCCCGUCGCCCGCUCGGCCCAGUCGCCCCACCCGCACCCGUGCCCUGGCGUGGGCAACUUGGGACCCCCGGCUGCGCGCGACCCCUGCAGCCCGCUGAGCUCGCAAGGCUCCCGCGGGGAAUCUAGCCUAGGGCCCAGCGGAAGAACAACCGCGCUAGAAAGUUCCCAAAGCCGGGAAGCCACCACCGGGGUCCCCGAGCAUCGCUCUUACCUACCUCUCGGGAGGCCACGUUUCGGGCGGGCCGCACGGGGCGCGUGGUGCACGAGCGCGCGCGCGUGGGGCGGUAGGUUCACGUCAUCAUUGUUGGAGAAAAUGUCUGCCAAGCCCUACACCCACAUUUUGCCUGUCGUUCCUUCACGUUUAAACUGGUAUUCCAUGAACAAGCCAACAAUGGAGCCCACAGUUCAGCCACAUGCUUUCAUUUCCCAAGAAACCCUUAGAUUCAUAAUGAAACAGCGGUGAUGUGUGUGCAGUUCUCACUCAUCGCUUAGGCAUUAAAAAGACGUGUUAUCAAUGGCCAAGACUCAAUCAAAUUAACAAUCUUAUUACUUCAUCAAGGACACUCAGAGAAGAUUGACUUUAAAAAUUGCCGAGUGCAUGGUGUGAAAAAUAUAAUGACAGCCAAUGCUGAGGCCCCAUCGGUUUGGCCCAUCUUUGAUUUGGAACGUAAGCACUAAUCCUACUGAA